AUGUCGUCGCUCAUGGGUUCCAUCUUCAAGGGCGCGGCGGCGACUGCGCCGGCGACCACGGCAGCGUCUACGUUGAGCAUUUUGCGGAUGGGAAGUCCGGCGCUGCGGUUGGCAUCUCGGCCCUGGAGCAAGGACGACAUCGUGAGUGGCACGACGCGCGGGCUGGUGAGGGACAUGACCGCCACCAUGCACUCGAGUGAGGGCGUGGGUUUGGCCGCUCCACAAGUGGGCAUCAACAAACAGCUUGUCAUCGUCCAUCUCCCGGCUGAUUCCGAUCUGCCCAAUCUCCAACCGGUGCCGCUGAUGGUGCUGUUCAACCCGAAGCUCACGGUGCACCGACCACAGGACAAGAUCGCGAUGAGUGAGAGUUGUCUCUCCGUGCCCGGGCUGGUGGGCAAAGUGUGGCGGCAUCGCUACGUGCGAGUGGAGUACGUGGACACGGAGGGCAACGACCGACGGCUCGAGGCGAGCGGCUUCAUCGCGGCCAUGCUCCAACACGAGAUCGAUCACCUGCACGCCAAGCUGUUCAUCGACCACGUCAAGCCCGGGGACCUCUACUUCCACGACGAGUUCAUGCAGUAUGGCGCGGAUGACUUCGUCGACGAGGGCACCCUGCACAUCCUUCAAUAA
Acanthamoeba castellanii str. Neff is the source of this 630-nucleotide messenger RNA. RefSeq names its product polypeptide deformylase. The record is from RefSeq and is a predicted model, not a curated record. Gene Ontology annotation, biological process: peptidyl-methionine modification. Gene Ontology annotation, molecular function: peptide deformylase activity. The coding region runs from base 1 to 630 and encodes 209 amino acids. Gene Ontology annotation, cellular component: mitochondrion. Lineage: Eukaryota; Discosea; Longamoebia; Acanthamoebidae. The transcript has 4 exons.